Engraulis encrasicolus (European anchovy) is the source of this 2469-nucleotide messenger RNA. Its product is annotated as extracellular calcium-sensing receptor-like. Gene Ontology annotation, cellular component: plasma membrane. Gene Ontology annotation, molecular function: G protein-coupled receptor activity. Gene Ontology annotation, biological process: G protein-coupled receptor signaling pathway. The record is from RefSeq and is a predicted model, not a curated record. The coding region runs from base 157 to 2469 and encodes 770 amino acids. The transcript has 6 exons. NCBI's taxonomy places the organism in Eukaryota, Metazoa, Chordata, Actinopteri, Clupeiformes, Engraulidae.
GACGACCGCGGCCUCUCUCAGGAUGGAGACGUGGUCAUUGGAGGACUCUUUGUGGUGCACAACCAGCCACCUACUCCAGACCUUAGCUUCAGCAGGCACCCUGGUCAAGAGCCCUGUUUUAGUUUCCAGCAAGGGCCGUAUCGCUGGGCCCACGCUAUGGUAUUUGCUGUGGAUGAGAUAAACAGGAAUUCUCACCUUCUGCCUGGAGUACGGCUCGGCUACCAAAUCCUAGACAGCUGCACACGGUACCCCUGGUCCGUGCGAGCAGCCAUGUCUCUGAUCAGCGGAGGAAAUCAUUCAUGCAAUUCCACCGGACCUGUGCGUGUGAUCAUAGGGGAUGCAUCUUCCACCCAAACCAUCAUGCUGUCCAGGAUACUGAGUCCUCUGAAGGUGCCUGUGAUUAGCUACCAAGCCAGCUGUGCCUGUCUGAGUAACAGGCAGGAGUUCCCCAACGUGUUCCGCACCAUUCCCAGUGAUGUUUAUCAGGCACGGACCAUGGCCCACCUCGCUGAGCAUUACGGGUGGACUUGGGUGGGAGCCGUGGUUGUGAAUAACGACUACGGUCUCCUGGCAGUGCAAGCCUUCAGAGAGAGGGCACAGGGAUCAGGGAUAUGCCUGGCUUUCUUUGAGACAUUCACCCGCGAGACUUUGGCUCAGGAUAUACAACGCAUAGCCACUACUGUGCAGGAGUCUUCAGCUCGAGUGGUGCUGGUGUUUGCCUGGUACACUGAUGCCGGGGCACUGCUGCUGGAGCUCGCCCGCAGGAAUGUAACAGGCAGACAAUUCCUGGCCAGUGAGGCCUGGAGCACCAGCUCGUACCUACUGAACAACCCGGCCAUGAGAACUAUCGGAAACGGGGUCUUAGGGGUGGCCAUAAGGAGUGCUCCCAUCCCCGGUCUGGAGAACCACUUACGGAAGCUCCAUCCUUCCUUCCACCCCAGAGACGCCCUGUUGAGAGACCUGUGGAGGGAGGAGUUUGGAUGUGAACCUUUCAGUGUCUCUGGCUCUGACUCACCGCCCUUGCCGCUCUGCAGUGGGGCCGAGAGCCUGCAAGGGGUGCAGAGCACCUUCACAGACACCACUCACCUACGGGUGACCUAUAAUGUGUAUUUAGCCGUGUACGCUGUUGCACACGCAUUCCACUCUUUACUGGCAUGUGGUCCAGUAGAAGACAGUGCGAUGAACAGAAGCCAGCAGCAGUGCUCAUCCAACUAUAACAUUAGCGCAGCAAAGCUCUUGCAACACUUGGGUCAAGUGAACUUCACUACUCAGAUCGGGGAGAAUUUCUUCUUCCAAGGUGGGGACAUCCCUGCUGUGUAUGACCUUGUGAACUGGCAGGCCUCACCUGGAGGUGUCCUGACUUACAGCACAGUGGGCCGUGUGGAGGGCUCCAAGCUACACAUGGAGGAGUCAGCCAUCUGGUGGGCCACUGGAUCAAAAGUGCCAGUGUCUGUGUGCAGUGAGCCCUGUCCUCCAGGGACUCGGAAGGCCACACGCAAGGGGGAGCCCAUCUGCUGUUUUGACUGCCUUCCCUGUGCAGACGGAGAGAUCAGCAACAAGACUGAUUCUCUAACGUGUGACCGCUGCCCUCUGGAGUUUUGGUCCAAUGAUGAGAAGGACAAAUGUGUUCCUCUACCUGUGGAGUUUCUGUCCUUUACCGACGCUAUGGGCAUCACGCUCACAACAGUGGCAGUGUCGGGUGCUGUGAUGACAGCGGCUGUAGCAGUCGUCUUUGUCUACAACAGACACACACCCAUUGUGAAAGCCAACAACUCAGAGCUCAGCUUCAUGCUCCUCAUGUCUCUCAAGUUGUGCUUCUUGUGUUCUCUGUUGUUCAUGGGCCAGCCAACCCACUGGUCAUGCCGCAUCCAACAGGCAGCGUUCGGGAUCAGCUUUGUCCUGUGCAUAUCCUGCAUCCUGGUCAAGACCAUAGUGGUUCUGGCUGUCUUCCGAUCAGCAAGGCCCGGUUCUGACUCCAUGAUGAAAUGGUUUGGACCGGGUCAACAGAGAGGCAGCGUGCUUCUCUUCACCUGUGUGCAGGUGAUCAUAUGUGCGGUAUGGCUCUCCAUAAGACCUCCGCAGCCACACAGGAACAUUGGACUUAAAAUAAUUCUAGAAUGUACCGUGGGUUCCGUCGCCGGGUUUGCCACGUUGCUUGGCUACAUCGGCCUUCUGGCCGCCAUCUGCUUUCUGCUGGCGUUUUUUGCCAGAAAGCUCCCGGACAACUUCAACGAGGCCAAGUUCAUCACCUUCAGCAUGCUGAUCUUCUGUGCCGUGUGGAUCGCCUUCGUGCCGGCCUAUGUCAGCUCGCCGGGCAAGUACGCCAUCGCCGUGGAGAUCUUUGCCAUCCUGGCCUCCAGUUUCGGCCUGCUGCUCUGCAUCUUCGCCCCCAAGUGCUUCAUCAUCUUGCUCAGGCCGGAGAAAAACACAAAGAAAUUCCUCAUGGGAAAGGAACAGGGCCAGCAAUGA